CAAGUGCAUUUUUUCUGAUGUUGUACCAUGUCUAUGUUAUUAAUAGUAAAUUCGUAACAUGUAACGUGCGCGUGAAACCUGUACAAUCGGCCGAAAGGAAAGAGAAAUGAAGCGCAUUGUAUGUUGACAAAGAAGCGAAAAAUAAACAAGUCCAGCUUUCAAAACAACGGCUGUAAUCUUAUCACGGACACUCGUGCGCACGUUUAUUCGGCGGAUUUCCAUGUUUGCAUGGCAAUACGUUACAUACGAUGAAUUUAUUUGCAUACUGUUCAGAUUAUCAUCGUCAUUUUAUUUCAACUGAUAAGAGCUACUGUCCCUAGGCACCAUGGUGGUGAGAACCAGAACACCAUGUUCUGCAGAAUUCAAAAAUAAAAUCUUCUAUCUGAUACUAAUAUUUUUGGACAAAGGAAAAACGGGAAAUGCAAUGCAUAUGAAUGUCGCCUAAUCGCAACUGUCAUUAAUAAAACAAAUUCUGCAAAAGUAUCCGCAAAAUAGGAAACAAGCGGGUGGUGGGAAAAGAAACAUGGAAAAUUUACCAUUUCGUCUGACAAUUCCCUUUGAAAAUUUUAAAUGCAGCAGGCAACUUGACGAGAAGAAAAUGUGUUGUCUACAGGAAACACACACACACAAAAAAAAGAGGAAUACACCAUACGAAUGUAAAAGAUGCGAUAUCGGAUUAUGUCUUGUUUUGAGAUUUACCAUACACAAGUGA
Messenger RNA from Heterotrigona itama, 712 nucleotides. NCBI's taxonomy places the organism in Eukaryota, Metazoa, Arthropoda, Insecta, Hymenoptera, Apidae. The record is from the annotation of a GenBank genome assembly.